AUGGGCUUUUACGACGAACUUACACCACGACUCGCCCUCGUCUCGUUCCUGGGCAGUCUUGGCGCCCUGUCUUUCGGUUACGACAAUGGAUGGUGGGGUAUGAUCCUCGGCGCACCAUACUUCAACGCCAAGUACGGUAACACGGUCACGGUUGCGGCAGACGGAACAACAACUGUCGCGCUUUCGUCUCUCGAGCAGAGCUGCGGUUCGGGUCUUGGAACUGCCGGUAUUAUGCUGGGCUGCAUGGUCGCCCCUACUAUCAACAACCGCUGGGGCCGCAAGAUGUCGUUCCUCGUCCUCGCAGUCCUCGGUAUCAUUGGCGCGCUCAUCCAGGCCCUGUCCACCAUCGGUUUCCAGAUCUGGGUCCUCAUCAUUGGCAAGGUCGUUCUCAACUCGUCUGUCGGCAUCGCCUCCGCUACUGUCGGCGUCUACCUUUCCGAGUGCGCGCCCACGUCCUUGCGUGGAGUGCUCAUGUCCAACUACAACAUUGUCCAGAACGUCGGCUACGUUCUCGCUGGUGGCACUGUUUACGGUGUCGUUUCCAACAUGACCAUGCUCAACUGGUUGCUUCCCAUCUGCCUGCAGUUCUUCCUCCCCAUCGUCAUCAUUGUCUGCAGUCCCUUCCUUCCCGAGUCGCCCCGCUGGCUCGUCAGCAAGGGCCGUCUCGACGAUGCUGCCGCCGUUCUCCGCACGCUCCGUGUCGCUCUCCCCGGAGAGGACCUCGAGGAGAAGGUGUGGAAGGAGGUCGAGGAGAUCAGAGCCGCCUUUGAGGAAAUGACCGCGCUCCACGCUGGUGUUGGCUUUGUCGAGCUUUUCAAGGGCGCUAACCUCCGCCGCACCGGUAUCGCCGUUGGUCUCCAGUGUCUUCAGCAGGCCCAGGGUGUCGGCUUUGUCUCCAACUACGUCGUCAUCCUGUUCCUCUCCAUGGGCAUGAGCAACGUCUACACCAUCGUCCUGAUCCUCUACGUUGUCCUCCUCGUCGCUUCGCUUGGCGCCUUCUACUUCCCCGACAAGCUCGGUCGCCGCACUUUGCUCCUCAUUGGAUCGACAUCGGGCGCAAUUUGCAUGGCCAUCAUGGGUGCCGUCGCGACCGUCAGCGCCACCCCUACCGGCAGCUUGGCAAACCUCAUGGUCGCCGCCCUCUUCAUCUGGGUGGCCUUUUUCGCCAACACCUGGUCUCCCAUUCCCUGGACCGUCGCCGCCGAGGUUUCGUCUGGCCCGCUCCGUGAAAUGACCCUCGCCCUCGCGUCCUGGUCUGGCUUUGGCGUCGGCCUCAUCGUCACCUUUAUUGUCCCGUACAUCCAGAACGCCGAGUACGCCGGCCUCGGCGGCAAGAUUGCCUUUAUCUGGAUGGGCUUCUCGAUCAUUUCUGGCAUCUACGCCUUCUUUGUGGUCCCAGAGCUCAAGAGCAGGUCGCUCGAGGAGCUCGACUACAUGUUCGAGGCUCGCAUCUCGACGUUCAAGUUCAAGAAGUACGACACGAGCGAGAUGCUCGCACAGAAGCGCGUCGAGCACGAGGUCCAGGGCGCCGAGAAGUCGGGUGUCGAGCACAUCGAGGGCAAGGACUCGUUUGCCUGA
This is a messenger RNA of Apiotrichum porosum, 1578 nucleotides long. RefSeq lists its product as uncharacterized. NCBI's taxonomy places the organism in Eukaryota, Fungi, Basidiomycota, Tremellomycetes, Trichosporonales, Trichosporonaceae. Gene Ontology annotation, molecular function: carbohydrate:proton symporter activity. The transcript has 2 exons. The record is from RefSeq and is a predicted model, not a curated record. Gene Ontology annotation, cellular component: membrane. Gene Ontology annotation, biological process: transmembrane transport; carbohydrate transport. Bases 1 to 1578 code for a protein of 525 amino acids.